AACUAUCACUCGCGUUUCAGCAUUGUUAGGGGGACGUUUAAGCCUUGGAGAUAAGUAAUUCUCUUAAAACAGCUUUGGCAAGGUGGAUUUUAGGUUAGACAACCAACUUUCCCAAAGCGCGAACGCAUCGGGGUUGCGCGCUUGAGACUGGAGCGUGCGCGAUCUGAGAUCAUUGAGUAUGCAGUAACAAGAUACUGGAAUUGGGCAGAAGGAGAGAUUUCAUCUGUUUUCUGGCUUCCAUGGAGGGUGAGAACCAUCUACAGCACUGGAAAAAAUUAAGGUGUUUUCUGUUGUGCUUUGCAGUCCUUAUUCUUACAGCAGAGGUCAACGCAGGAGUGAAGAAGAGCGGUGGACCAUGUGGGGGGAGAGACUGCAGCGGAGGGUGUCAGUGUUAUCCUGAGAAGGGUGCGAGGGGAUUGCCUGGACCCCUAGGUCCCCAGGGUCCCACAGGCCCUAAUGGGCGACCAGGAUACCCUGGUCUCCAGGGCCCUAAAGGAGAGAAGGGCGACCAUGGCAGAGGAGGCUUUAUGGGUCCAAAAGGAAGUGUGGGAAUUGGAGGUGUUCCAGGGUUUAAUGGAGCCGAUGGUGUUCCAGGCCAUCCUGGGCCGUCUGGGCCUCGUGGAAAACCAGGAGCUGACGGUUGUAAUGGAACCCGGGGAGAAUCAGGAACGCCAGGCAUUCCAGGACAUAAUGGCGAAUCUGGAAUAUCAGGUCGGCCAGGAAUGAAGGGGGAGAAGGGUGACCCUUUGGAGAUGUGGGUUUAUAUGGAAAGAUUCAGGGGAGAUCCAGGACCACCAGGUUCUCCAGGAUUUUUUGGACCAACUGGUAACCCAGGGUACAGAGGACUGCCAGGAUCUCAAGGUCCUUGGGGUCCUACUGGCAUUAAAGGUGUUAAAGGACAAAAGGGUGAAAGCACUAAAAUGUUAAAAGGAGUCAAAGGAGACACGGGGGAGAAUGGAGAGCCGGGCCCACCAGGACCUUACUCACAAAUCCGUCCAAACCCUUCAGAUUGGCAGGGUGAAAAAGGCUUGAAAGGUAAUAAAGGACAACCAGGAGAUUCGGGAUAUUUAUCAACCAAAGGAGAGACUGGUGUGACAGGGGUUCCAGGGGAAUGGGGAAACACAGGACUAAAUGGCCGGCCAGGACCUAGGGGUGACACUGGACUACCAGGUUUCCCAGGAAAUAAUGGUCGCAAGGGAGAUAGAGGAGAACCUGGAGAGCUGAUUGGUCCUUUUGAUAAUACUGGAGUGGGUCCUCCAGGACCUCCGGGAGAGCGUGGCCCAAUUGGAGAUCAUGGUCCUAAGGGUACUAAAGGACUGCCGGGUCCCCCAGGCCCCCCUCCCUCUGAACAACAAACAGUGGAUUUGUGGGGUCCAGGGGGACCACGUGGACCAAAGGGAGCCAAAGGUGAAGCUGGAGAACCUGGUAAUCCUGCCACUCAUCCUGGGCCACCUGGCACCGAUGGGCUUCCUGGAGUUAAAGGACCACCCGGACCCAAGGGAUCAUUGGAAGAAUUCUUCAAAGGAGCACCAGGACCACGUGGACGUCCAGGAAAUGCAGGGAAAAAAGGACCAAAGGGUGACCAUGGUCUGUGCAACUGCACUGUAAUAUCCACACCUGGUCCUGUGGGUCCUUCUGGUGAUGCUGGGGACAUUGGCAUGGUAGGAGAGUGGGGUCAGCAUGGUGAUCAGGGAGACCCGGGACCCAGAGGCAUGGAUGGUGUACCUGGUUUCCCUGGUGCAAGAGGAUUACCUGGACCCAAAGGCAGAAAAGGAGAGCUGAGAUCUGCUACACAGAAAGGACAAGCUGGUGACCCUGGGGACCCAGGUGCUAAAGGUUUCCCAGGUGUGCAGGGAAGCCCUGGAUUUGAUGGCAAAAAUGGUGAACCAGGUCUUCAAGGAUAUCCUGGAGAAGGUCCUGUAGGUGAGCCUGGAGAGAAGGGAUACCCAGGUCGGCCAGGUCCUCCAGGUCUAAUAGGUCUGAUAGGACAACCCGGUCAAGUUCUUGGAGCAACUAAAGGUGUAAGGGGCCUUCCUGGAGAUGACGGACAAGUUGGUAUUGAUGGAAAAAAAGGGUCACCUGGUGCUCCAGGAGACUGUAGCCAACAAGGAGUUAAAUGGUAUAUUCCAGUGGAAUGUAUUGGAGAUCCCGGGCCACCUGGAGAGAUAGGGCAGCCUGGACUUCCAGGAUUCAGUGGAUUUCCUGGACUGCAAGGUGCUAAAGGCAUACAAGGUCUUUCUGGAGAACCUGGUGCCAAAGGAGAGAAAGGUGAACCAGGAAGAGCAGGCCCACCUGGGCCAAGAGGUAAGCAUUGGGAGGCCUGUGUGUUUUUAUUGAAUCAUUCUUAUGUAUACCUUUGUCCUGGUGGUCCUGGGGGUGUAGGUUUUUAUGGUGGCUCCAGGGGUGUGGGGAUGCAAUAUCACACAGGUAUGGAGGGAAUGCCAGGUAUGAUUGGCCUUAAGGGUGAAAGUGGCCCUCAAGGUUUUCUAGGAGAGACAGGAAGACCUGGACCGCCAGGAACAUUUGGCUUUCCUGGGCAGCCUGGUCAAGUAGGACCUCCCGGACCAUCUGGAAAAACUGGAGAACCAGGUCCAAGUGGAGAAAGGGGAGUUCAGGGAGACCCAGGCCUUCCUGGGCCCAGAGGAGUAAAGGGUGUCACUGGAGAACCAGGAUAUGUGGGUCUUUCAGGAAAUAUUGGGCCCCCAGGAGAUCCAGGACAACAGGGGACAUUUGGUUUUUUUGGUUUGCCAGGGUUAAAAGGCUCCAAAGGUGGUCAGGGCAUGACGGGUUUCCCUGGAAUGCCUGGUAAGACAGGUUUGAAGGGCUUUUCGGGACAGAAAGGAACAAUAGGUGAUCCAGGACAACAAGGUGUAAAAGGACCUCCUGGCCAUCAAGGUGAAAAAGGUGAGAGAGGGUUGGUGGGGCCUCCGGGUGAAAAGCCAGUCAUACAUAUAACACCACAUAUGAAAGAGGUCAUGAAGGGAGCUAAAGGUGACCAUGGAAAAAUGGGAGAUCCUGGCUUCACUGGUCCCAGAGGUACAAAAGGUCUACCAGGUCUUCCAGGAAAGGAGGGUAAAGAUGGACAUCCAGGUGAGCCCAGUGAAAUAAAAGGUACUAGAGGUCUUCCCGGAGUAAAAGGACAUGCAGGGCCUAAGGGAAUGCCAGGGAUUUCAGGACUUCGUGGAAUUGAGGGUUUUCCUGGAUUCCCUGGACCCCAGGGUGACAAAGGCACGUCUGGUGCUUACGGACGGAUUGGAGAAUCUGGAAUCAAGGGAAUAAAAGGUGACUUGGGUCCUACCAUCAGUCUUCCAGGACCAACAGGACUGAGAGGUGAAACUGGGCUGCCUGGACCUUUAGGUGAAAAGGGACUCACAGGUCAGUCUGGAGACAGAGGAAGUCCUGGUUUUGAUGGCAUUGAAGGGAUGAAAGGCUAUCCAGGAGAACCUGGAAAAGUUGGACCACCAGGUUCUGAUGGCCUACAAGGUUCCCGAGGAACCCUGGGUCAGAAGGGCUGGCCUGGCAUGCCUGGACAGGCAGGAACCCCUGGAAUCCAAGGCCAACCAGGACAAAAAGGAUUUCCUGGUCUUAAAGGCAUUUUUGGAUUGGAUGGCCUGGAAGGUCAAAAGGGUAUCAAGGGUGCUCCAGGUCAUGACAACUGGGGUCCUCCUGGUGAGCCAGGAGCAAAAGGAGAGAGAGGAGAGACCGGCAUCCCCAGCACAGAAGCCGGUGUACCCGGAGAGGAGGGAUUCAAGGGUUUCAUCGGAGAUCCAGGUAAUAAGGGUGAAUCUGGGCAUCCAGGUGUACCGGGUCCUCGGGGUCCACAAGGAUUCUCCGAUAUAAAAGGAGUGCGAGGCGACUAUGGCUUUCCAGGCCCAAAAGGACUUCCAGGUUUUCCUGGUCCCAGAGGUAUCCCAGGUGACCCAUCUCCAUUUGGAGCAAGAGGAGAGAUUGGAAAUCCAGGUGAGUUCGGAUUGACUGGAGAAAAAGGAGUCCAGGGGGACACGGGAGAAAAGGGACCGUCAGGAGAACCUGGAGUGUCAGGAAGAAAAGGUGAAAAAGGAGAAACAGGAAUGAUGGGAUAUCCAGGAAGGCAUGGUUUUGAAGGCGACAGGGGCCCUGUUGGACCUAAAGGAGAUACUGGACCCCCAGGUUUUCCUGGCUUACCUGGUGCUAAAGGACUUCCACCAGUUCCACUGAAACUACCAGGGGAGAGAGGACCACCUGGCCCAAUGGGUAUUCAAGGACCACAGGGACGGAGUGGAAACCCAGGCCCUGCUGGACCUCCUGGUGAUCCAGGGGUUUUGGGUCCAAAAGGGGAAAAAGGCAUGCCAGGUCUCCCUGGAAUACCAGGAAUUCCAGGUUUCCGUGGAGAAUCUGGACAAAUGGGCCAUCAUGGUCUACAAGGCGAAGAAGGGACGCGAGGGAGCCCUGGUUUACCUGGUGCUAUUGGAAUGCCUGGCCGCAGUGUUAAUGUUGGCUACCUGCUGGUGAAGCACAGUCAGUCUGAGCAGAUCCCCAUGUGUCCUGUGGGUAUGUCCAAGUUAUGGGAUGGUUACAGUCUUCUGUACUUUGAGGGACAGGAGAAGGCCCACAACCAAGACCUGGGUCUAGCCGGCUCAUGUCUCCCCCGAUUUAACACCAUGCCCUUCCUAUACUGCAAUCCUGGAGACGUAUGCUACUAUGCCAGCCGCAAUGACAAAUCCUAUUGGCUGUCCACCACCGCCCCAAUUCCCAUGAUGCCCGUGGAGGAGGCCGAAAUAAAACCAUACAUCAGCCGCUGCUCUGUGUGUGAAGCUCCAUCUGUGGCCAUCGCCAUACACAGUCAAGAUAUAACAAUCCCACAGUGCCCAGCAGGCUGGAGAAGCCUCUGGAUUGGCUACUCCUUCCUUAUGCACACGGCAGCCGGAGAUGAAGGUGGCGGUCAGUCUCUGGUGUCUCCGGGCUCCUGUCUAGAAGAUUUCCGCACCACUCCCUUCAUCGAGUGUAACGGGGCCAAGGGUACGUGUCACUACUUCGCCAACAAGCAAAGUUUCUGGUUGACGUCUAUCGAUCAGAACUUCCAGAGUUCCCCUUCCUCUGAGACACUGAAAGCCGGUCAGCUCCUGUCACGCAUCAGCCGCUGCCAAGUGUGUAUGAAGAACCUGUGAGCUGUAACCUGUGAACUUUGAGACUAUUGCAGCAGCAUUACAGUUAACACCAGCAGAGCGACCCACGCAAAUACUUCAUUCCAAAUGUCAAUCACAUAUCAACGUCACAAGUUAGGCUUUUGAAAUGACUUCAUGUGUUUAACUACUACCAUGUGCCUUAUGACUGAAAAUAUGUACAUGUGCAUAAUGAGAAGCAAAGCCAGAGAUGCAUGAAAGCAUAGCUAUGAUAUUUCUCUGUAUUAUUUGCUUUUAUAUACAUGAAAUGGUGCUUAAUUUCUAACUUAUUACCUCAGCAUUAUCAGACCUGAAAUAAUAUUACCGAAUCCAUACAGCUGAUCCAAAGAAUCCCAUGCUUAUGCACUUCUUCGCCACUUUGUGAAUGGAGGGCUGGGAAUCAAGAACCGGUUCUUAUUCAAAACAAGCUGCAUUAUUUUUAAUGGCAGUAUCUUUUUACACUAAAUGCAAAUAGCAAAAAUUUGUAUUUACUCAUAGUACAAAUAGCACAUCACUUCUAUUCAGCAAACGGAAUGUUCUGGCAAGGUUCUCUCAAAGUUAUGAAAACUGUUCUGCUAGUAAUAUUAGUCUUUAAUAUAUUGUCAUAAUGUUUACACACAAAAAUAAACUAUAUUUAUUCGUCAUUUAUGUGUUUUUUCUGAAACAUUUUAGUUGGAUAUUCCUUUAACAUUUUUAAACGUUACUGCUCAUUUCAGAAUGUUCAGAGAAUUAAAAAGUAACAUUUCCAUAAUGUUGGCAAACUGAUUCAACGGAAUGCAUAAACAAGAAAAAAAAAAAAAAAAAACUGGAUGUUCUGAGUGUUCAGAGAAUGUUCAUAAAUACUUAAACGGGAACAUUAGCUAAAUGUUCUUUUUGUUAGUUGGGUUUCUGCACUUCGUGAUUCAGUUCUGUUAACAUCUGCUUUCACCGUAAUAAAAUACGCCGAGCCAAUCAGUGUUAAUCUUACUUUCUGACAUGUGCAUGUGAAUCAACUUUCUAAAAGUCAUUAUUAUUCACACAUUGUGAUUAAAUACAGACACACUCAUGCGUGAUGCUUUGCAAACAUAGCGCAUGACACACUUCAGAAAAAUGUCAUUUGCAGUAGGACUGAUUGUUUAAUAAUAAAUAAAUACAAUAAAAGAUUUAGAAAGACAGCAAAAUAUAAUUUAUUCCAGAUUAUUGUUCUUGUUCUGAAAGCACCUCAUCAUUUGACAACAAAAUUUCGGAGGGCAGCGACUGCAAUAAGAAUUGUUUUCCAAUCAUUGUCCAUUCCCUCUUCUUUAAAAUUACUAAAAGAAUCAUUAACAGAACCAUUGAGUCAAUAUAAUGAAUCAGAAUGGCAAGUAGUAAUUCCACACGAUUGCCAUCCCUAUGUAACAGCCAUAACAUCGAUCAGGAUCAACAGCACAAUGCUUAACCUUAUGGCUGCUUUAAAAACAGCGCCAGCUGUCAUUAUUUUUAACUCUUACAUAAACAUCAUUUUACAAGACUUACACUAACACCAUCCUUUGCUGCCUGUACAUUAUUUUUGCUUUGUCUUUGUUUUUUUUGAUGUGCUGUAAUUGAACAGCUUAGAAGGUUUUUUUUUUUUUUAGCAUUUCCCCUCUAUCGUGUAAUGUUGUCACACCUGUAAUGACACUACUUAUCUCAUGGAAACACAUGGUAGUGUGUUCAUUGGGUAUUUGAUUUCCUAAAGGUCAUAAACUCUGAGACUUGAAGCUUUUUACUAGUUUGGUCCAGUCGAGAGGCUUUGGAUUUUGGUUUCUUUGAGAUAAACCCUCUCUUGGUUUCACCAAUUGCACUAAUUUUCUCAGAGGUUUAAAGGGACACGUUCAGGUCUUUAGAAAACUCAAGUUCAAUCCUUGUCCCACUUUUACAUGCACAACCAGACUAUAUUUUCUGUAAACAAAGUCUAAAUCUAAUGACUAAACCAAAUGUUGGUCACCUAAUCGUCUUCCAGGUAUUUUGGACUUUGAGCAGAUUUGCCCAUUUUCAGUGCACAUUGCGCAAGCAUUAUUGUCCUGAAGCCCAUAAACCACUUUAUUUGACAUCAGUAAAGAGAACCGAAAAUUGUUAUAAUUCAAAACACUUUCUGCAUCGAGAACAUGUCACUGCUUUUUAUCAAAUGUACUUUAAAUGUAAUUAUGUAGAAUAUUUGAAGUCUUUAAUUUUGAAUUGUAGUGUGAUUGAAUAAAAUAACAAUAAAUGCUUUUUGUUUGUUA
This is a messenger RNA of Cyprinus carpio (common carp), 7363 nucleotides long. RefSeq names its product collagen alpha-2(IV) chain-like. NCBI's taxonomy places the organism in Eukaryota, Metazoa, Chordata, Actinopteri, Cypriniformes, Cyprinidae. The transcript is spliced from 48 exons. Gene Ontology annotation, molecular function: extracellular matrix structural constituent. The coding region runs from base 240 to 5147 and encodes 1635 amino acids. The record is from RefSeq and is a predicted model, not a curated record. Gene Ontology annotation, cellular component: collagen trimer; basement membrane.